AUGUUGCCCUCGGAACUAGUUUUGGCCAUUGUGGAAACGAUAUCUGAACAGGACCCACUGUUUCGCUCAACGCUACUCGCCCUGACUCGCGCAUUUCCAGGCCUCCCCGCCAACCAUCUAUUAUUCCAACGGAUUGAACUAGACCAUGCUGAACAAGUUGUUCACCUCACACGUCGCCUCGUCCAGUCUGACUGGCGCGAUAUCGUUAACUACACCCGCGAAUUCAAAUGGCACGGCUGGAUGGUUGACGCCGACCUUAUCGUCAAUAUACUGGCUAAAUUUCCCAUGUUACGGUCGUUGGACCUCUGGAUCGGCACCCAUUUCUCGCCAGAACAUUUGACCGACAUAUUCCAGAAACCGAGACCAGGACUAGAGUAUCUGUCUCUCAGGUUUCGGCCUUAUGUGCAAAAGGCCAACUAUCUUCCUUUUCUCAAGGGUUCAUUUUUUGACUCUACACUCCUUUGUCUGGCGAAAUGGCCGCAUACGACCCUUCCGACACUCUCCAUUGUGCAGGAUGCCAUCCCAGAAAGCGACACACCCACUAAAUUCGCGCAACCGAUUGUCUUUCAUACGCUUGACUCAAGCCUUCCAAUUUUCUCUCAAUCUGCCGUUCUAUCGAACUUAACAUCCCUACGCUUUUGUCUCCCGGCACGACCGAUGGCGAUACCGCUCACUAAUUCGCCUAGAUCCCUGCCUUCUCUAGAAAUGCUCGACCUUUCGACAUGCACAGUGUUUGGCGCGGAACUGACGGACACAUUGCUUGUUAACCUCUCUCGUCUUAAACACGUAAUUCUCGACAAUGGCGCGCUACUCAGGGGAGAGUUUCACGCCGACGACUGGGCAGUUCUAGGUAAGGGCUGUGCUCUCGCAGGAGUCAAACGAGCCCGCGAUCGCGAACGAAAGCUCAAACAGGCCAGGCUGGCAGCAACUGUCGAAACAGCACCACGUCAACCCCGUGCUGCCAAAGCUGGCCGCAAGGGUCUGAGCACGGCCAAGAUAUCUCUUCGUCCUUCGCCUCCAAGAGAAGAUGCCACCCCCCACGUGUCUUCCACCCUUUCACCCUUACUACUAGCUAGGAUACGUGUCUGGCCGGCUGUCCCAAGCCUUCGUUCGUUUGCAACAACAUUGGCCCCUUCGGUAUCUCCAACGAAACACGCAGAGAUCAGGGAAAAUUUUAGCCGUGGCUGGCGAGAGGGACUUGCGCAACUGAUUCAGACCCGCAGUCGUCUAUAUCAAGCCUAUCGUAUGGGGUCUGCAACUGUUAUGCGGUUUGCACAGGAACCGUUGGGGUCCUCAGACCAAGACAACGAGCUCAAUGGCUUGGUUGAAGUCAUAGAAUGGGACGAAAAUGUGGAAGAAAUGGGCGUUCCCGUGUUAUGUUUCGCUGGAAGACACAACGCGGCGGCUCAUGAAGCCGGUUGCGCGCACUCAUUCGCUUGGGAGGCGUGGAAGGAGUGA
Messenger RNA from Mycena indigotica, 1458 nucleotides. Its product is annotated as F-box domain-containing protein. Bases 1 to 1458 code for a protein of 485 amino acids. The transcript is spliced from 3 exons. The record is from RefSeq and is a predicted model, not a curated record. NCBI's taxonomy places the organism in Eukaryota, Fungi, Basidiomycota, Agaricomycetes, Agaricales, Mycenaceae.